AUGGGCCUCUGGCCUCUCCCCUGUCUCCACAGUCUCAUCGGUUUCCCCUCUUGUUCUGCUGCUGCUCCUGCUGCUGCUGCUGCUGCUGCUGCUCCUGCUGCUGCUGCUCCUGCUGCUGCUGAUCCAGACGCUGCUGCAGCGUCUGCUGCUGCUGUCCACCCGCUGCAGCAAGCGGCAGCAGAGAACACGGAGACAGCAGUAGCAGACAAAGACCUAGCAGCAGCAGCAGCAGGAGCAGCAGCAGCAGCAGCAGGAUCGCCCCCAGCAGCAUCUACAGCAGCAACAGGGGCUGCAGCAGCAGAAGCUAGGGAAACAACUAAACACAAAGGAGCAGCAGCAGCAGCAGCAAGAGUUGCUGCUGCAGAGCCGCCUUGUCACGCCGACGCAGACGCAGCCGGCGAGGAUAUGAGCAGCAGCAGCAGCAGCAGCAGCAACAGCAACAGCAGCAGCAGCAGCAACAGCAGCAGCAGCAACUCGUGCUGCUGCAGCAACAGCAGCAAAUGCUGCUGCAUGCACUGUGCUAUAAACUAUACGUCGCUGCAGCAGCUGCUGCGGCUGCCAGUGAAGGUGCAGCAGCAGCAGCAGCAGCAGCAGAGACAGCAGCAACAGGAGAUGGAUGGAGACUGUUUGGGGUCGCUCUGA
Eimeria mitis is the source of this 642-nucleotide messenger RNA. RefSeq lists its product as uncharacterized. The record is from RefSeq and is a predicted model, not a curated record. Lineage: Eukaryota; Apicomplexa; Conoidasida; Eucoccidiorida; Eimeriidae. The transcript has 2 exons. The coding region runs from base 1 to 642 and encodes 213 amino acids.